AUGCCACCGCCCACCAGUGCUCAAGGAGAGGUAGAUAAAGAAAUUGCACCACCUCCAGAAGAGCAGGAACCAGAGAGUGGUAAUCUGCCUGGUGGAUAUUCACUUCAGGCGAUAUUAGAGCGCGUGCUGGAUUACCAGGCAAAAUUUGCGCAACAGCAAGCCGAGCGAGAUCGCCAGCAAGCUGAGCGAGAUCGCCGGCUAGAGGAAAAGUUUCUCGCACAGCAAGCUGAGCGAGAUCGCCAGUUAGCAGCAAAUUUACUUGCCCAGCAAGCUGAGAGGGACCAGCAACUUGUGCAAUCGUUAGAAAAUAUGAAAAAAGAGAUUGCCUGUAUGAAACAGAAUUAUGAGUCGAUACCUAAGGCCGUGCAGGAGUUGACUGUACAGGUCAACAACCUGCAAGUAGCAAACACUAGCAGGGUAGACGAGAUAGGUGUCUUAGCCAACCGAUUAGAAAAGCUAGAAAUAGAUUCCACACAGCUUGUAGAGCAGAAGUGGAACGAACAAGCGAAUAAAAUUGAAACCGAAUUCAACUCAUGGCUAGAAGUGAAGGAGAGUGAGAUCGACAAAAAUAUUAAUUCUAAGAUACCAUGCGAAAAUGUGGGGGCAGGGGCACAGGAAGUAAUGCCACCGCCCACCAGUGCUCAAGGAGAGGUAGAUAAAGAAAUUGCACCACCUCCAGAAGAGCAGGAACCAGAGAGUGGUAAUCUGCCUGGUGGAUAUUCACUUCAGGCGAUAUUAGAGCGCGUGCUGGAUUACCAGGCAAAAUUUGCGCAACAGCAAGCCGAGCGAGAUCGCCAGCAAGCUGAGCGAGAUCGCCGGCUAGAGGAAAAGUUUCUCGCACAGCAAGCUGAGCGAGAUCGCCAGUUAGCAGCAAAUUUACUUGCCCAGCAAGCUGAGAGGGACCAGCAACUUGUGCAAUCGUUAGAAAAUAUGAAAAAAGAGAUUGCCUGUAUGAAACAGAAUUAUGAGUCGAUACCUAAGGCCGUGCAGGAGUUGACUGUACAGGUCAACAACCUGCAAGUAGCAAACACUAGCAGGGUAGACGAGAUAGGUGUCUUAGCCAACCGAUUAGAAAAGCUAGAAAUAGAUUCCACACAGCUUGUAGAGCAGAAGUGGAACGAACAAGCGAAUAAAAUUGAAACCGAAUUCAACUCAUGGCUAGAAGUGAAGGAGAGUGAGAUCGACAAAAAUAUUAAUUCUAAGCCCGCGGUCGCUGCUAUGACGGGCAGCUGUUUCUCAUUUGCUGCUAUUUGGGGGCCGCCCUGGCUACAUGGCAAGGAGAAGGAAACAUCACCACGCAACGACGUCCCAGAUUACUUGCCGUACAUCUACAACAAUGGUCUGGAUACAUAUACUGUAUUAGUACGACAUGAUCAUACAACCCAAUAA
Messenger RNA from Schistocerca piceifrons (Central American locust), 1389 nucleotides. RefSeq lists its product as uncharacterized. The transcript has 3 exons. The record is from RefSeq and is a predicted model, not a curated record. Bases 1 to 1389 code for a protein of 462 amino acids. NCBI's taxonomy places the organism in Eukaryota, Metazoa, Arthropoda, Insecta, Orthoptera, Acrididae.